This is a messenger RNA of Podospora anserina S mat+, 3681 nucleotides long. RefSeq lists its product as uncharacterized. The record is from RefSeq and is a predicted model, not a curated record. The coding region runs from base 1 to 3681 and encodes 1226 amino acids. Gene Ontology annotation, biological process: protein polyubiquitination. NCBI's taxonomy places the organism in Eukaryota, Fungi, Ascomycota, Sordariomycetes, Sordariales, Podosporaceae. Gene Ontology annotation, molecular function: ubiquitin protein ligase activity. The transcript is spliced from 2 exons.
AUGGCUCCCUGGCCCAACGAAGUGGGCUCUUCUGCCUUUCUGCGUCCACGCGACCCCGCAACGGCUUCGAAUCAAGCUCGAUCACCAGCGAAUGCUCGUCAGCAUCUUCAGCCCGGGUCUACAAGCGGUCAUGGUAGCAGUAACCGCGAAAGGAGCCGAUAUCGAAGCGCUUCUCGAGUGCCCGAGUUAGAGGCCUGGGAGAACCUGCAGCAGUGCCAAAUCGAGUCCAGCUCAUCCGAUGAAGACUUACACCCUUCGCGCAACGCACAAAGACCCCGUCAUACACGCUCCAUGAGCCAUCCAUUCCCGUCACUCUUUUCAAUCAAGAAGAAGAAAUCGGGCCCCAUGACCCGCCCCGAACAUGAGUCCGAUUCUGAGUCCGGUCUCGACGCCGGACCUCUGCCGAAGUUUCGAGGAAGACCCCCACCGAGCCGUGGUCACCGCAACGGCUCUUCGGGUGGCAGCAGGGAUUACUCGACGGGCAAUUGCAUGACGUGCGGGUCGCUUGUACGAUGGCCGAGGGACCUACAUGUAUUCAAGUGCACCAUCUGCCUCACUAUCAAUGACUUGCAACCACUACCAAGGGACCGAGAUCGUGGCCAUGAUCAUAACCGGGAAAAUAGACGGGAUCAUUCACGGGGGGCGGGCGCCUCACCUGACCGGCGGCCAACAUUGUCGUCUGGUAAGGAGACCGUUUACAUCUUUCCGUUGCUGUUGCUGACUUGCUGUAGACGGUACUAUUUCUCUCGAACACACACAGUCGUUGAUUUCUCAGUUCCACCUCGCGAGCCAUCCACAAAUCCGUUCUUCAACAAUUCAACUGAAGGAAACUUCAACUCGGGCAACUUCUCGGAGCCCUAUCUCAUGGUGCGGCCACCAAGCUCUGGUAGCCCUAGUCGUAGGGCCCAGCCGAUACCCAGCAGGUCCCGGGAUCCUAGUCAGCACCGCCGACAGCCUAGUUGGUCCAACACUGUCCCCAAUACCAUAUCCGCUUCAUACCCUGAGAAACGACCUGCUCUCCAAGAGGUUUUCCCGCAGCAACCAUCUCAUCAGUAUACACCUCAACCCCCAAGUCCAGGUGGCGAAGCCAGGAGAAUAUUUCGCCCACUUGAAGACUACAUUGUCUCUUGCUUUACUUCGUUUCACUGUUUGAACUCGUCAUUCACAUCGUACCGAGGCCAUCGGCAUCGUCCUACAGUAGAGGAUGUACGGAAACAUUCAGUCGACCACAUCGAACACCGCAGGGGAUCGCAGCCAACUAUCAACCCCCAGCCCAUCGUUGACUUGGAUGCGAAGCUAUUACUCUUGGGCAACUUUGCAGAGAACGGUUCUUGGUGGACAGGUGGGCAGGAGGAUGUUGUCCCUGGAAGGUCGAGCUCUAAUAAAAGCCAAAACGGACAGUCCAUAGUCAGCUCGCGGAGUCCUCGCUUGGAAUGGGCGGAUUUAGAAGAGUGGUAUUCGGCUGUCACGGAGGCUGCUCGUUCAUGGCCGGAGGUGUAUUCGAGCUUGGUAGAAGAAGACCCAGACCUGACUGCUCCACACGCCACGCUCAUGGAGCUGGAGACCGAGAUUCUCAUUGGACAGGAGCACGCCCAACGGACUCUUCUCAAAGCCUGCGAGACGAUGCUCAAAAGACCAGGAAGGCCCAUUGUUAGCCCCGAUGACCUGCGGUUCAUCAUGAUCAUUGCUGGAAAUCCCUUGCUGCACGGAGACUAUAAGCCCUACUCUGGGGAGUUUGAGCACCCUGGCAGCGCAGGUUCGACACAGAGCAACGACCCACUGCGAGGUUCUAGUCCCACCUCUGGGAGACAUUCGGGUAUUAUCAAACGGAUUGUGGGGCUGGUGUCGAAUACUACUCCGGACUGCCAAAACCAUUUAGUUGGGUGGUUUGCAAGAUACCCGAAAAAGAUGUUUGUGCAAACCAAGGACUUGGUGUCGAGCUUCUUGGCAUAUAGGCUCAUUAGGCAAAAUGAGAAGAAGUAUGAGACCAAGGUUGACAUCACGGAUGGGUUGAUUCCUAGCAUGGGGGCUGGGAGGUCAGCGGCGAGUUUGCACGCUGCGCUUGGGCAUGGAAGAGAGAGCGGUGGGGGGGCUAAUGGGGGCCAGAAUAAUAACAAUAACAGGGGGAAGAAGAAGGAGAAGCCAAAGAGGGUGGUCUAUCAAGAUGAUUGGCAGAUCAAGGCUGCGGCGAGGGUGUUGGGGUUGCUCUUUGCGGCGAACAAUAUGGAUUAUGCGAGAAGGGGUGGAAACAUGUACGACGGUAAUAGCAUCAACAAUAACAACGGGGGUGAUGGGGUGUAUGCCAGGGGACAGAUUGUCCCCACAAGCGACUUUUACACGACGCUGCUAGACGACUCGGAUCUGGUGGGCGAUUUUGAGGCGUGGGAGAAGAAGCAGGCGAGGUUUGCGUUUUGUCAGUAUCCGUUUUUGUUGAGCAUUGGGGCCAAGAUUCAGAUUUUGGAGCAUGAUGCUAGACGGCAGAUGGAGAGUCGGGCAAGGGAUGCGUUUUUUGAUAGCAUUCUCAGCCACAGGGUGGUGAGGCAGUUUUUGACACUGAAUAUUCGGCGGGAUUGCCUUGUGGAGGACAGUCUGAAGGCUGUGAGUGAGGUUAUUGGGGGUGGUGGGGAGGAUAUCAAGAAGGGGUUGAAGAUUGUUUUCAAGGGGGAGGAAGGGGUUGAUGCCGGUGGGUUGAGAAAGGAGUGGUUCUUGUUGUUGGUGAGAGAAGUGUUUGGGAGGGAUCAUGGGAUGUUUCUCUAUGAUGAGGAUUCGGGCUAUUGCUAUUUUAACCCGAACUCGCUGGAGCCAUCGGAGCAGUUCUUUUUGGUGGGAGUGGUGCUGGGGCUUGCGAUUUACAACUCGACCAUUUUGGAUGUUGCGCUUCCGCCGUUUGCGUUUCGAAAGUUGUUGAUGGCUGCUCCGCCGCCGCCGCUGGCUGGGCAGGUGGCUCAUCAGCAGAGGCAGACGAUGAAUUAUACGCUGGAAGAUUUGGCUGAGUUUAGGCCUAGACUGGCGAGGGGGCUGAGGCAGUUGUUGGAGUAUAGCGACGAUGACCUCGAGGAGGUUUUCUGCCUGGACUUUGUGGUGGAUGUGGAAAAGUACGGGGUUGUGGAGCGGGUGCCGCUCUGUCCCGGGGGUGAGAGGAGGCCGGUGACGAAUACGAACAAGAGGGAGUAUGUCGAGUUGUACGUCAGGUAUCUUCUUGACGGGUCGGUAACGAGGCAGUUUGAGCCGUUCAAGCGGGGAUUUUUCACGGUUUGUGGAGGUAAUGCGUUGAGUUUGUUUAGGCCGGAGGAGAUUGAGUUGUUGGUGAGGGGGUCGGAUGAGGCGCUGGAUAUUGAUUCUUUGAGGGCGGUGGCGCAGUAUGAAGGGUGGGGGAAGGAGGUUGCGGAUCCGGGGGAGGACGAGCCGGUGGUGAGGUGGUUUUGGAGCUCGUUUGAACGGGCGAGCCCUAAGGAUCAGAGGAAAUUGUUGAGUUUUAUUACGGGGAGUGAUAGGAUACCUGCCACGGGGGCGGCGUCGCUGGUGGUGAAGAUUUCGUGUUUGGGGGAUGAUAUUGGGCGGUAUCCGACUGCGAGGACGUGCUUUAAUGCGCUGGGGCUGUGGAAGUAUGGGACUAGGGAGAGGUUGGAGGGGAUGCUUUGGGGGGCGGUGAAUGGGAGUGAGGGGUUUGGGUUGAAGUGA